GAUGAUGAUGAUGACGACCUUUGCGACGGAGAUAUGACGACAGAAUAAUUUCUUCAUUUUCCUGUAGGGCAAUAAACAAGUAAGUUGAAAUCAGGAGGAAUCAUGGAUUUGUUUGUUUGUCUAUGGUUACAAUCAUAACAUGUGGACACAUAUAUGAAUAUAGAGAUAAAUAGUUAUUACCAAUGUCUUUCUAAUACAUUCAGUAAAUCAAAAAAACAGUUAAACAGGAUAUAUGAUCUUCUACACUAAAUGAUCCGCAUACAAGUACACACAUAUGAAUCGACUCUCUGUUAAACACACUACCUACUAGCACUUUACACACUUCAAUAAUAAUGACAUCUGAAGAGUACUUCAACAGGAAAGUCAACUGAUAUAAUGGAAUAAAUAAAUUAUCAGAAAAUUAUUAUUAUUAUUCAAUAAUGUUAUUAGUAGAUUUCGACAGAAGUUACCAUCAUCAAUCACGUUUAUUAUCUUAUUGUUUUUGUCAAAUAAUCAUUUUAUAUAAUAUUUGGAUAUGGAUAGAAUCAUCAAAUAUAGAGGUUAAUGCAGUCACUAUGGUAAUGCAUAAUCUAUCAUUAGGAUCUUCAAAUUAUUUUCCAUUGAAAUCAACUUAUAAUGAAUUGAAUCGUUCAAGACGAUAUAUAUCAAUAAGUCAAAAUUUAAUUCAACUGAGUUAUAAUUGUGUUGUAUAUGAUGAGACAUCAAUGAAUAGUGUUCUCAUAGAUGAGAUUAAUGGAAAUACUUGUCAAUUGUUAUCAACACAAAUGUUAUCAAAUUUAGAAAAAGUAUCAAUUAGUAUAAAGAUUAUUACAACAGGUAAUCCAUUAGCUAAAUACUUUACCAUUGAUUUAAAUAAUUAUACAUUGAUUACAGUUCAACGAGUUGAUCGUGAAGAAUUAUGUGCAUAUACUACACAGAUGACAGAGUCAUCAAUAUCAUCUACUGUUUCAAUACCGAAUUCUUUAAGGAUAUGUUGUAUAAAUCAUAGGAAGGAGUGUAUAUUCCCACUGAAUAUUCUUGUACAGACAAGACUUGAUCAUGAAGAUACUACUACUACUACUAAUAAGAUUUUCAGUAGUAGUGAUAGUAUGAAUGUCAACGAUGAAUAUAACCAUGACAUAUCAUCUAAUACUCGUACUUCAAAUAUCAUCAAAACAGUGGAUAAGGAUAGUAGUAGUAGUAUAGUGACUAAUUUACGCUCAAAAUUUUUCAUAAUCAAUAUAAAAUUAAUUGAUAUCAAUGAUAAUCCACCAAAAUUUCCAAAUCUUCAAUAUACUAUACAUGUAUCAGAAGGAAUCAAUAUUGGAACACGUUUACCUUUACCAUUGGCUGAAGAUUUAGACUCCAUUGAAUACAAUAUUGUUCAAUAUCAAUUGCUUACACAAGGUGAUGAAACAUUUGAGUUGAUUCAGAUAUCCAGUGAAUUUCCUGAACUUUCAUUAACAUCAUCUACCUCCAAUCAAGUACAGUAUGCAUCCUCGAAUCUUGAUUACUAUGUACGUGAUCUUAAUCAUAAUGAUAAUAACUUACCGUAUGGAAAAGAGAAGAAUGCAUUCGUUUACCAUCCUUCACUAUCAUCAUCAUCGUCGUCGUCGUCGCCAGCUACCAACCAACCCUUAUUACUACCUCAUCAUCAUCAUCAUCAAAGCAGACCUGAACAAUUGUACUUGAAGAUAGCUAAACAGUUGGACUGGGAGACUAAACGAAGUUAUCAUUUUGUAUUGAAUGCAGUUGAUAAUGGUUCACCAGCAUUUACUGGACAAAUGUAUUUAGAAAUCAUUGUGACAGAUGAAAAUGAUAAUCAUCCAGUAUUUCGAAAUAAAAGUCUUGUUGUCUAUGUACCAGAGAAUUCACCUGAAGGCUUACGUUUAAUACAACUGAUUGCAGAUGAUCCAGACGAUGGGUUAUCUGGUCAAAUUGUUUACAGUAUAGUGAGUAUUGACGGAGAACACUUGUCGAAUAAUAUGAAAGGUUUACCACUUGCCAAUAAUGACAAUCCCCAUCAUCAAAUUCAACAUAAUGCGUAUAACACCUCCAUUGUGGGCAAAAGUAAUAAACCCAUCGACACUCCUACUAUUACUACUACUACUACUACUACUAAAAACAAUAAGAACAGUAGUAGUAGUAGUGCAAGAAGGGGCUUGUUUGAAAUCGAUCCAAAAACCGGUUGGUUGAGUACACGUGCAAGAUUAGAUUAUGAACAAUCUAAGCAUCAUCUUAUUCGUGUACUUGCUCAUGAUCAAUCUGGUCAUCCAGGAUUUGAUGAAGCUAUUGUAAGCAUAUUUGUAACUGAUGUAAACGAUGUCCCCCCUCAAAUCACAGUGGAAUCAGUCAAUGGGAUAACUUCAAAGAAAUCCAGUGAUGACAGUGAGGAAAGGAACAAUGUAUUACAGGUAUAUAUCAAUGAAACACCAGGACAGAGUGGAAUUAAUCGUCAAUUAAGCAAAAAUUUCGAUGCUUACAAUACAGAAGACAUUUCAUUGUCAACAAUAACACAACUAUUGGCAUUUGUAGUGGUCAGUGAUCCAGAUACUGGUCCUGGUGGCAGUUUCCAAUGCUAUUUAGAACCAAUGACUACAAGUAAUGUCAAUCACAAAGUUCAUCACCAAACAUCACAGACGUCUUCACUUAAAGAAAUGCAACGAUUAGAAAGACUUUUCUAUCCCACCAUACAUCAUACUACAGCUGAGGAACAUAAUCUGCAAUCGGCAACAAUUAGCAACAGUCAAACUUCUAUGAUUGGUCCAUUUCAACUGAAUCCAAUAUCCAGUGUUAAUUUUGAGUUAAUUACUAUUGGUGGAUUUGAUUAUGAAUUCAGCCAAUCAGAAUGGGCUAAAAUCGUCUGCAUCGAUAACGGUGAACCAAGUCUUACCUCCAGUCAUGUGAUCAAGGUGUUUGUUCAAGAUGUAAACGAUAAUCCACCAGUGUUUUCACGAGAUUAUUACAAUUUUGUAGUACAAGAAAAUAGUCCAGUGAAUACUUUUGUAAACAAGGUGAUUGCAACAGAUGUAGACAGUGAAAAGAAUUCUGAGAUUGAAUAUCGACUUAGCAUUGAUAUCAAUGAAUAUUUCAGUAUUAAUCAAUUGGAUGGAAGUAUUUAUACAAAUGUUAUAUUCGAUAGAGAAUUAAGGCAGAAUUAUCGAUUUCAAGUGUAUGCCAGUGAUCAUGGUCAACCGAAGUCAUUGACGUCGACAUCAACCAUUGAAGUGAACAUUCUUGAUUUGAAUGACAAUACACCAAUGUUUGUUGGAUUAGAUCGUGAUAAUUGUUAUCAUUUUCGUGUGGCUGAAAAUCAACCAUCGAAUACUUAUGUUGGUAUACUACUUGGAACUGAUAAUGAUAUUGAUGAAAAUGCUCAAUUACUUUUCCGUUUAGUUGGUUCAUCAUCUAAAUUUAAGGUGAAUAUAUCAACUGGUGAAUUGACAACUCUUCAAAUGUUGGAUAGAGAAAAACAAUCCAAUUAUGAAUUGGUUGUAUUAUUAAGUGAUAAAGGUAAACCACCACGUUCAACAACAUCUAAAGUUUAUAUUCAUGUGACUGAUACAAAUGAUCAUGAUCCAAUUGUUGUUUUUCCUGCUAAUGGUAAAGGGAAUGUUAGUGUCUCAUAUCGUGAACCACCAGGAGAGGUAGUAGCUCGGAUUGAAGCACGUGAUCCAGACGAAGGUCAUAAUGCUUUAUUACACUUUACAUUGUAUUCUGGUAAUCAAGCUUCAGUAUUUCGUCUUGGGAGUACAUCAGCUGAACUGAUUAUUGAUCGUGAAUUAACUGAACAAGAUAUUACUGUUUAUCCAUUAGUAAUACACAUUCAAGAUUCUGGUAUACCAUCAAGAACAACUGAAGUAAAAUUAUGGGUUAAGAUAACCGAUUCACCACCACGUGUUUAUUCACAUCAAUUCUCUGAUCUACACUCUGCUGACGAUUCAAAAUCGCUAACUUUACAUCGUCGAUUCAAAGAUGGUCAGCAUUCAACUGAUGAUCAAGGCAAAAUGAUGAGAAUCAAUGAAUUCCCUAAUAGUCAAGAAGAUAAUUUUAUAAGUGCUGGUUCUAUUCUCGUUGCAAUUGUUGCUUUGAGUUGUGCAAUUAUUCUUGUCCUCCUAGGUAUCACUGUCUAUGUAUGCGGUAGGCGGGGAUUUCACACAUUUCGAUGUUAUAAUAAUACUAAUAAUUGUAAUAGUAAUGAUAGAACACAAUAUUUAACUCGAAAUCAUAAUUCAAUCAAUAGUAUACAAAAAUUAUCUAAUGAAAAAAUUAAUUGGAAAACAAUUUUCAAUUCCAACUUGAAUACUACUCACAAUAACAAUAACAGUAGUAAUAAUAUUCAUACAUCAAAUAUAACCUUAUACCCAAAUAAAUCAAUAUUAAUCGAUAAAGACAAUGGGAAUCUUUUACAAUAUCAUAUUGAUUCAAAUGAUCCUACAAUAUUGAAUAAUGAAGAGGAUUAUACUGAUCGUCACACAGAAUCUGUACAUUUAACACCAUUGAUCAUUGAACAAAAUCAACACUGUUAUCACCAUCAUCAUCAUCAAGAACAACCACAAUCAUAUCAUGAAGGUUAUACCACUUUUAUACCAUUAUCUGAACGUUCUACAAAUUAUACUACAUUACCAACAGAAGAAACGAAACACUCUAUUUAUAUACCAUUACCAUUAUCAUUCAUGUCAAGUGAUCGAUUAAAAGAAAACUAUGAGAAGCAUUGGACAUUGAAAGACUAUUCAUCAUCUCCUCAAACUAAUCAGAAACUUAUCUCUUUUAUUACUUCAAAAGGAUAUCAUAGUCAGGAAAAACAAAAGGAUGAAGAAGAUGGAGGUAGAAAACACGAAUUAAUUGACCAAUCAAAAGUCAUACCAUUUCAGUUAACCACAGUAAAUGUUACUACUAGCACAGACAAUAAAGAUAUUGUGAACAAUAGUUAUCAGGAUAAAAUUACUCAUGGUUGUUUUACACAAUCAUUAAAGUUAAAAAAGUUGGAUAAAUCACAGUCAUCUGGUGAUUCCUUAGAAAUCAUUAGACCAGAUUGUUCAUUGAAUAAUCAACAUUCUGAUUAUCCAAAUUCAGAGAAUCAGAUUAGAACUGCUAGAAGCUGGGAGUAUAUAUUUAUACCACAUAUCAGUCAGUCAUCUUCACAAGUAUUGAAAGACAAUAAAACUUAUAAGAAAUCAACAACGUUAGACGCUAACUUUACUAUUUGUACAAAUCCUAAGGAAAUCCAUAAGCAUCAAGCCGAAUGUAUGCCAAUUCUUCAAAUGAAACCAAUUCAAUCAUCAUUUCAACCAAUUAUACAAACAAUAAAACAUAAACAAAUGAAUGUAAACUCAGAUUAUAUGCCAACAGUGUCAAAAACUUUAAAUUAUACAAAAAUUGACCUAAACAACCUUGAAAAAGCUAAUCAAUUAGUAAAUCCCAAUACAUAUACAACCUUUUUAAACUCUACUACAUGUGAAGAACAUGAAGAAGAAGAAGACGAAGAUUAUACUUCACCUGAAAAAUCAAUAAUAGACAAGAUAAAUCGAUUACCUGAAAAUUUCAAUCAUCAUUAUCAAUCAGUAGCACCUAUAAAUCCUAUUAAUUUAGUAGAUAAACGAAUAGAUUAUACAAAAUGUAAAUGUGCUACAACAUAUACUACUAAUAAUACAGUUAGUAGUAGUAGUAGUAAUACUAAAAUUAUCAGCCAAGGUAAUGAACAAUAUUGUUUACAUGAUGAGAAUAAUUCAAUGAUUCCAACUGAUUUUGUUUAAAUGAAUCAAAUUAAUGCAAAUCUUAUUACUGACUAAUUAUUCAAAGUUUAAACAAACACUUGUAUACAUUGAAAUAUUCUCUAGUUCACUCUCAUUCACAUAUCUAUCCACAUUGGCACAUAUGAAUAAAUCAGAAUCGUAUAGAAAACUUUAUCAACGUAAACAACAAGUUAUUAUGUUACAUUUUCUCUAAAUAAAAUUUCUAUAUG
Messenger RNA from Heterobilharzia americana, 5944 nucleotides. NCBI's taxonomy places the organism in Eukaryota, Metazoa, Platyhelminthes, Trematoda, Strigeidida, Schistosomatidae. The record is from the annotation of a GenBank genome assembly.